AUGGCUCCUCCAGCAGUUUUAAAGAAGUCCGGUGUCAUCUACGGUGAUGAUGUCAGAGACUUGUUCUUGUACGCUCAAGAAAAGGGUUUCGCUAUCCCAGCCAUUAACGUUACUUCAUCUUCCACUGUAGUUUCUGCUUUGGAAGCUGCUAGAGAUGCCAAGGCUCCUAUCAUCUUGCAAACUUCUCAAGGUGGUGCUGCUUACUUUGCCGGUAAGGGUGUUGACAACAAGGACCAAGCUGCUUCAAUUGCUGGUUCCAUUGCCGCUGCUAACUACAUCAUCUCAAUUGCUCCAACUUACGGUAUCCCAGUUGUUUUACACACCGAUCACUGUGCUAAGAAGUUAUUGCCAUGGUUCGACGGUAUGAUUGCUGCUGAUGAAGCUCACUUUGAAAAGUUUGGUACCCCAUUGUUCUCCUCUCAUAUGUUGGAUUUGUCUGAAGAAAAUGAUGACGAAAACAUUUCUACUUGUGUUAAAUACUUCACCAAGAUGGCUAAGAUGAACCAAUGGUUGGAAAUGGAAAUUGGUAUCACCGGUGGUGAAGAAGAUGGUGUUAACAACGAAAACGUUGACAAGGACUCCUUGUACACUACUCCUGAAACCGUCUUUGCUGUCUACGAAGCUUUGUCCAAGAUUUCUCCUAACUUCUCCAUUGCCGCUGCUUUCGGUAACGUUCACGGUGUCUACAAGCCAGGUAAUGUUGUCUUGUCUCCUCAAAUCUUGGGUGACCACCAAAAGUACGCUAAGGCUCAAAUCAAGUCUGCAUCUGACCACCCAUUGUUCUUAGUCUUCCACGGUGGUUCUGGUUCCACUCAAGCUGAGUUCGACACUGCUAUCUCUAACGGUGUUGUUAAGGUUAACUUGGAUACUGACUGUCAAUACGCUUACUUGACUGGUAUCCGUGACUACGUCUUGAACAAGAAGGAUUACAUCUUGUCCAUGGUUGGUAACCCAGAUGGUGAAGACAAGCCAAACAAGAAGUACUUUGACCCAAGAGUCUGGGUUAGAGAAGGUGAAAAGACUAUGACUAAGAGAAUCUCUGAAGCUUUGUCUACUUUCCACGCCAAGGGUCAAUUGUAA
Messenger RNA from Lizanozyma spartinae, 1080 nucleotides. It is a transcript of the gene FBA1, whose product is annotated as fructose-bisphosphate aldolase. Gene Ontology annotation, cellular component: cytosol. Gene Ontology annotation, biological process: gluconeogenesis; glycolytic process. Lineage: Eukaryota; Fungi; Ascomycota; Pichiomycetes; Serinales; Debaryomycetaceae. Bases 1 to 1080 code for a protein of 359 amino acids. Gene Ontology annotation, molecular function: zinc ion binding; fructose-bisphosphate aldolase activity. The record is from RefSeq and is a predicted model, not a curated record. The transcript has a single exon.